This is a messenger RNA of Chrysochloris asiatica (Cape golden mole), 5519 nucleotides long. It is a transcript of the gene COL5A1, whose product is annotated as collagen, type V, alpha 1. The transcript is spliced from 66 exons. The coding region runs from base 1 to 5511 and encodes 1836 amino acids. Gene Ontology annotation, molecular function: extracellular matrix structural constituent. The record is from RefSeq and is a predicted model, not a curated record. NCBI's taxonomy places the organism in Eukaryota, Metazoa, Chordata, Mammalia, Afrosoricida, Chrysochloridae.
AUGGAUGUCCACACCCGCUGGAAAGCGCGCAGCCCGCGCUGCCCGGGCGCCCCGCUGUCGCCGCUGCUGUUCCUGCCGAUGCUGCUGCUGUGGGCGCCGCCUCCGAGCCGCGCAGCUCAGCCAGCAGAUCUUCUGAAGGUUCUAGAUUUCCACAACUUACCUGAUGGCAUCACAAAGACAACAGGUUUCUGUGCAACACGGCGAUCUUCCAAAGGUCCAGACGUUGCCUACAGAGUCACCAAGGAUGCCCAGCUCAGCGCGCCCACCAGACAGCUCUAUCCCUCGUCUGCGUUCCCUGAGGACUUCUCCAUUCUAACCACUGUGAAAGCCAAGAAGGGCAGCCAGGCCUUCCUGGUGUCUGUCUACAAUGAGCAAGGCAUUCAGCAGAUCGGCCUGGAGAUGGGACGCUCCCCCGUCUUCCUAUAUGAGGACCACAUGGGAAAACCAGGCCCAGAAGACUACCCACUUUUCAGGGGUAUCAAUCUGUCAGACGGCAAGUGGCACAGAAUUGCUCUCAGCAUCCACAAGAAGAAUAUCACCCUAGUCCUGGACUGUAAAAAGAAAACCACCAAGUUCCUGGACCGGAGUGACCACCCCAUCAUCGACGUCAAUGGCAUCAUCGUCUUCGGUACCAGGAUUCUGGAUGAGGAGGUGUUCGAGGGAGACAUCCAGCAGCUGCUCUUCGUCUCGGACCACCGGGCAGCUUAUGAUUACUGUGAGCACUACAGCCCUGACUGUGAUACGGCGGUCCCUGACACCCCCCAGUCACAGGACCCCAACCCUGAUGAAUAUUACCCAGAGGGAGAAGGUGAGAGUGACGCCUAUUACUACGAGUACCCCUACUAUGAAGACCCUGAAGACCUGGGCAAGGACCCCACUUCCACCAAGAAGCCUGUAGAAGUUGCUCGAGAGACCACAGAGAUUCCUGAGGAGCUGACCCCACCACCCACGGCAGCCCCUCCUGUGCCUGAAAUCAGUGAGGGAACAGGGAAGGAGGAUGACCCUGGCAUAGAUGACUAUGACUAUGUGCCAAGUGAAUACUACUACACACCAUCCCCCUACGAGGACAUUAACUACGGCGAUGGCUUGGAGAACCCCGACCAGCCCACAGACACGGGGCUGGAGGCCGAAAUUCCCACCAGCACAACAGUCACCGGCAACACAUCCAACCCAGCUUUGUCCCCAGAGGACAAUGAUGGGGACUUCACAGAGGAAACCAUCAAGAAUCUGGAUGAAAACUACUACGACCCGUACUUCGACCCCACCAUGUCCCCAUCAGAGAUCGGGCCAGGGAUGCCGGCCAACCAGGACACCAUCUAUGAAGGGAUCGGAGGACCCCGAGGCGAGAAGGGCCAAAAAGGAGAGCCUGCAAUCAUCGAACCUGGCAUGCUUAUAGAAGGACCGCCAGGCCCCGAAGGUCCCGCGGGUCUCCCAGGACCCCCAGGAACAACAGGUCCCACUGGCCAAGUGGGUGACCCUGGAGAGAGGGGGCCCCCCGGACGCCCAGGACUCCCUGGAGCUGAUGGCCUGCCUGGUCCCCCCGGGACCAUGCUCAUGUUGCCAUUCCGGUUUGGAGGAGGUGGGGACGCAGGCUCCAAAGGCCCCAUGGUCUCAGCUCAGGAGUCCCAGGCUCAGGCCAUCCUGCAACAAGCCCGGUUGGCACUGAGGGGACCAGCCGGCCCGAUGGGACUUACUGGCAGACCAGGCCCCAUGGGUCCCCCUGGGAGCGGAGGCCUGAAGGGUGAGCCUGGAGAUAUGGGUCCACAGGGUCCCCGAGGGGUGCAGGGCCCGCCAGGCCCCUCAGGAAAACCUGGAAGAAGGGGGCGAGCGGGAAGUGAUGGAGCAAGAGGCAUGCCUGGACAAACCGGCCCCAAGGGUGACCGUGGUUUUGAUGGCUUAGCCGGAUUGCCAGGGGAGAAGGGCUACCGGGGUGAGCCUGGUCCUUCUGGCCCCCCGGGACCUCCAGGAGAAGAUGGAGAUAGGGGUGACGAUGGAGAAGUUGGGCCCCGAGGGCUGCCUGGGGAACCCGGUCCUCGAGGUCUGCUUGGGCCAAAGGGGCCUCCGGGCCCUCCUGGACCUCCGGGUGUGACGGGCAUGGAUGGACAGACUGGGCCGAAAGGAAACGUGGGUCCCCAGGGAGAACCCGGCCCCCCCGGCCAGCAGGGUAAUCCAGGUGCCCAGGGUCUCCCUGGACCUCAGGGUGCAAUCGGGCCUCCAGGAGACAAGGGCCCCUUGGGUAAACCUGGACUCCCAGGGAUGCCUGGCGCUGAUGGACCCCCGGGGCACCCCGGUAAGGAAGGCCCUCCAGGAGAGAAAGGAGGACAGGGUCCGCCUGGCCCCCAGGGUCCUAUCGGUUAUCCAGGCCCUCGAGGAGUAAAGGGGGCAGACGGCAUCCGAGGCUUGAAGGGUACCAAGGGGGAGAAGGGUGAAGAUGGUUUUCCCGGGUUUAAAGGAGACAUGGGCAUCAAGGGUGACCGGGGAGAGAUUGGCCCACCUGGUCCCCGAGGGGAAGAUGGUCCUGAAGGCCCGAAGGGUCGAGGAGGCCCCAAUGGUGACCCUGGCCCCCUGGGGCCCAGUGGGGAGAAGGGAAAACUCGGAGUACCAGGGUUACCAGGGUACCCAGGAAGACAAGGACCCAAGGGUUCUAUUGGAUUUCCUGGAUUUCCGGGCUCCAAUGGAGAGAAAGGUGGCAGGGGGACUCCUGGAAAGCCGGGACCCAGAGGGCAGCGUGGUCCAACGGGUCCUCGGGGUGAGAGAGGUCCGAGGGGCAUUACCGGGAAGCCUGGUCCCAAGGGCAACUCGGGAGGUGAUGGCCCUGCUGGCCCUCCUGGGGAACGGGGACCCAAUGGACCUCAAGGACCAACAGGAUUUCCUGGACCCAAGGGUCCUCCUGGCCCCCCAGGCAAGGAUGGACUCCCCGGACACCCUGGACAGAGAGGCGAGACUGGCUUCCAAGGCAAGACUGGCCCUCCAGGGCCCCCGGGUGUGGUGGGCCCUCAGGGUCCCACGGGAGAGACUGGUCCAAUGGGUGAACGCGGCCACCCUGGGCCCCCAGGGCCUCCUGGAGAACAGGGGCUCCCAGGCGUGGCUGGAAAGGAAGGGACCAAGGGGGAUCCUGGUCCUGCCGGCAUCCCUGGAAAGGAUGGGCCCCCAGGACUACGUGGCUUUCCUGGGGACAGAGGGCUUCCUGGCCCAGUGGGGGCUCUUGGAUUGAAAGGCAAUGAAGGGCCACCCGGUCCACCAGGGCCUGCGGGAUCUCCAGGGGAGAGAGGUCCUGCAGGUGCUGCCGGGCCCAUCGGGAUUCCAGGGCGCCCCGGACCCCAGGGCCCUCCAGGGCCGGCUGGAGAAAAAGGGACACCUGGCGAGAAAGGGCCACAAGGCCCGGCCGGCCGAGAUGGUCUCCAGGGCCCUGUGGGGCUCCCUGGCCCAGCAGGACCUGUGGGGCCUCCAGGAGAAGAUGGGGAUAAGGGCGAGAUUGGCGAACCCGGUCAGAAGGGGAGCAAGGGGGACAAGGGAGAGCAGGGUCCUCCUGGGCCUACAGGUCCUCAAGGCCCCAUCGGACAGCCAGGUCCCUCUGGGGCGGACGGCGAGCCGGGGCCUCGGGGCCAGCAGGGCCUUUUUGGUCAGAAGGGUGACGAGGGCCCACGAGGUUUCCCAGGUCCCCCUGGGCCCGUGGGGCUGCAGGGUUUGCCGGGACCUCCAGGGGAGAAGGGUGAGACUGGAGACGUGGGCCAGAUGGGCCCUCCAGGUCCCCCAGGUCCCCGAGGACCCUCCGGAUCUCCAGGUGCUGAUGGACCACAAGGCCCUCCAGGUGGAAUCGGGAACCCCGGUGCAGUAGGGGAGAAGGGCGAGCCUGGUGAAGCUGGUGAACCUGGCCUUCCGGGAGAAGGGGGCCCCCCGGGCCCCAAAGGGGAGAGAGGGGAGAAGGGCGAGUCGGGUCCUUCUGGUGCUGCUGGACCCCCUGGACCCAAAGGCCCUCCCGGAGAUGACGGCCCCAAGGGCAGCCCGGGACCCGUGGGCUUCCCUGGAGAUCCUGGUCCCCCCGGAGAGCCGGGCCCCGCGGGUCAAGAUGGUCCACCUGGGGACAAAGGAGAUGACGGUGAACCGGGGCAAACGGGAUCCCCAGGUCCCACUGGUGAGCCAGGUCCAUCAGGGCCUCCAGGAAAAAGGGGUCCCCCCGGUCCUGCAGGGCCUGAAGGCAGACAGGGGGAGAAAGGAGCCAAGGGAGAAGCUGGUUUGGAAGGCCCUCCUGGGAAGACUGGCCCCAUCGGCCCCCAGGGGGCACCAGGGAAGCCUGGGCCCGAUGGGCUGCGAGGGAUCCCAGGGCCUGUGGGUGAACAAGGUCUACCCGGAUCCCCAGGCCCAGAUGGUCCCCCUGGACCCAUGGGCCCCCCUGGACUCCCCGGCCUCAAAGGAGACUCAGGUCCCAAAGGUGAGAAGGGUCACCCAGGCCUGAUCGGACUCAUUGGACCUCCGGGUGAACAGGGGGAGAAGGGUGACCGUGGUCUCCCUGGCCCUCAGGGCUCAUCCGGCCCCAAGGGAGAACAGGGUAUUACCGGUCCUUCUGGCCCGCUUGGCCCUCCAGGACCCCCUGGCUUACCGGGUCCUCCUGGUCCCAAAGGCACCAAAGGCUCCUCAGGUCCCACUGGGCCCAAGGGUGAGGCAGGACAGCCAGGGCCCCCUGGCCUGCCGGGUCCCCCGGGCGAGGUCAUCCAGCCCCUGCCAAUCCAGGCUUCCAGAAUGCGGCGGAACAUCGAUGCCAGCCAGCUGCUGGACGAAGGGAACGGCGAGAACUACAUGGACUACGCUGACGGGAUGGAGGAGAUCUUCGGUUCACUCAACUCCCUGAAGCUGGAGAUUGAGCAGAUGAAGCGACCAUUGGGCACCCAGGAGAACCCCGCCCGCACCUGCAAGGACCUGCAGCUCUGCCACCCUGACUUCCCCGACGGUGAAUACUGGGUGGACCCCAACCAAGGGUGCUCCAGGGACUCCUUCAAAGUCUACUGUAACUUUACAGCUGGCGGAGCCACGUGUGUCUUCCCUGACAAGAAGUCGGAGGGGGCCAGAAUCACUUCUUGGCCCAAAGAGAACCCGGGUUCCUGGUUCAGUGAAUUCAAGCGUGGUAAACUGCUUUCCUAUGUGGACGCUGAGGGCAGCCCUGUGGGCGUGGUACAGAUGACCUUCCUGCGGCUAUUGAGUGCCUCCGCCCAGCAGAACAUCACUUAUAACUGCUACCAGUCGGUCGCUUGGCAGGACGCCGCCACGGGCAGCUAUGACAAGGCCAUCCGCUUCCUGGGCUCCAACGAUGAAGAGAUGUCCUAUGACAAUAACCCUUAUAUCCGCGCCCUGGUGGACGGCUGUGCGACGAGGAAAGGCUAUCAGAAAACGGUGCUGGAGAUUGAUACCCCCAAAGUGGAACAAGUGCCCAUUGUGGACAUCAUGUUCAAUGACUUCGGUGAAGCGUCUCAGAAAUUUGGCUUCGAAGUGGGGCCGGCGUGCUUCAUGGGCUAGGAGCUGCC